Penicillium griseofulvum is the source of this 792-nucleotide messenger RNA. RefSeq names its product Phospholipase/carboxylesterase/thioesterase. Gene Ontology annotation, molecular function: palmitoyl-(protein) hydrolase activity; carboxylic ester hydrolase activity. Gene Ontology annotation, biological process: protein depalmitoylation. Gene Ontology annotation, cellular component: cytoplasm. The transcript has a single exon. The record is from RefSeq and is a predicted model, not a curated record. Bases 1 to 792 code for a protein of 263 amino acids. Lineage: Eukaryota; Fungi; Ascomycota; Eurotiomycetes; Eurotiales; Aspergillaceae.
AUGUCUCGAAAACCGUACCCCACCCCCUUGGUCGUACCGCCACAAAGUGAAGAGCACACACAUACGAUUAUUUCACUUCAUGGAAGAGGCAGCAACGCUAAGCGAUUUGGCCAUGAGCUCCUUACGUCGGCAAACCUACAACAUCGACUUCCCACAGUGAAAUUCGUUUUUCCCACUGCGCGUAGGCGCCGGUCAACUGUACUCAAAAAAAUCCCAAUUCAUCAGUGGUACGACAAUUAUUCCCUCGAAGACCCUGGACAAAGAACAGACCUUCAGGUGGAGGGGCUCUGCGAGACCGCUGAAAUCAUUCGCGGCUUAGUCACCGAAGAGGCCCAGAUUCUAGGCGAAAAUCAUUCAAAAAUCAUCCUUUGGGGGCUGAGUCAAGGCUGUGCUGCGGGGAUCUUCACCCUUUUGGGAGGCUGGGCCGACAUUUGUGAGGCACACUCACUCGGAGCAUUUAUUGGGAUGAGUGGAUGGCUGCCAUUUGAACACCAAUUCCGCGAAAUUCUCCGAUCCGACAAAGAUCUAGUCUCGGCUAGAGGCAAAAAUCAGGAAAUGCAGUCGGAAAACUCAUGCGAGGAAAGUGAAAGUGAUGGAGAGUCAGAAGCAGAUGCAUAUUCCGAACAAAGCUCCGACAAUAAUGUAGAGGAAAGCGGCCCAACCUGUGACUUCAAUUCCUUUGAGAUUGAAGACAGCCCACGUGAUGACUUCAAUCCAUUUGAGGACAAGGAAGAAGCUCCGUUAAUCAUCCAGGCUAUCAACCAAUUCGUGAUAUUCUUGCUCUUCCCAUAA